GACCCUCACAUCCCCAGACCCUCACAUCCCCAGACCUCCGGACCCACAGAACCUCACAUCCCAGACCUCCGGACCCACAGACCCUCACAUCCCCAGACCCACAGACCUCCAGACCCUCAGACCUCCAGACCUUCACAUCCCCAGACCCCCAGAUCCUCACAUCCCCAGACCCUCAGACCUCCAGACCCUCACACUCGCAGACGCUCAGACCUCCAGACCCACAUACCUCCAGACCCCUAGACCCUCAGACACACCCAGUCCGCUUCCUUCAUUCAACACAACAACAACAACAACAACAACAAAAGGGUGCGUCGGGUUUCCGGUUGAGCGCGCGCCUUUCAGCGGCUCUGGUGCAGAUGUGAUCCGGGAUGUCAGAGUCUGUCCCCGGUGGUCUACCUGCAGUGGUGCGUUCAGGGUCUCCUUCCUUCCUCUGUAAAAACAACAAGUACUGUGAUUCAUUAUGUGCAUGAACAUAGGAAUGGUCCAGAAGUUGGACCAGAAGCUCCCGGUGGCCAACGAGUACCUCCUCCUGUCGGGGGGCGUUCGGGAGGGGGUGGUGGACAUGGACCUGGACGAGCUGAGCGUCUACGCCCGCGGCACGGACUACGACAUGGACUUCACUCUGCUGGUCCCGGCGCUCAAACUCCACGACCGAAACCAGCCGGUGACCCUGGACAUGAGGCACUCGGCCCUGGGCCACUCCUGGCUCAGCCUCCGCCUCUUCGACGAGAGCACCAUCAACAAGUGGAAGGACUGCUGCACCAUCGUGGACCACAUCAGCGGCACCACCAACUACUUCUUCUCCCCGACACUGGUGGCGGACUGGUUCUACCAGUCCAUCUCCCUGGUGCUGCUGGAGGUGCAGAAGAAGCCACAGAGAGGGAUGCCGCGGGUGGAGAAGGUGGAGAGGAACGGCACCAUCAUCUCCGUCAUCCUGGGCGUCGGCAGCAGCCGGAUGCUGUACGACAUCGUCCCCGUGGUGUCCUUCAAAGGCUGGCCGGCCGUGGCUCAGAGCUGGCUGAUGGAGAACCACUUCUGGGACGGGAAGAUCACCGAGGAGGAGGUGAUCAGCGGCUUCUACCUGGUCCCCGCCUCCUCCUUCAAAGGCCGCAAGGAGAACGAGUGGCGCCUGUCGUUCGCCCGCAGCGAGGUGCAGCUGAAGAAGUGCAUCUCGUCCAGCCUGAUGCAGGCGUAUCAGGCCUGCAAGGCCAUCAUCAUCAAGCUGCUGUCCCGCCCCAAAGCCAUCAGCCCCUACCACCUGCGCAGCAUCAUGCUGUGGGCCUGCGACCGCCUGCCCACCAACUACCUGGGCCAGGACGACUUCUCCGCCCACUUCCUGCUGGGCCUGAUCGAUGACCUGCAGCACUGCCUGGUGAACAAGAUGUGCCCCAACUACUUCAUCCCCCAGUGCAACAUGCUGGAGCACCUGUCGGACGAGACGGCCGUGCUGCACGCCCGCAAGCUAUCCUCGGUGCGCUCCGACCCGGCCGAGCACCUGCGCACCACCAUCGAGCACGCCAAGGCCGCCAACCGGCUGACGGUAGACCUGCAGUGGCGGGGGGGCGGCGCCAACAACCCGCCGUCGCCGCAGUCCGACGCCGGCGGGGAGAACCAGCCGGACGACCGGCUGGCCAAGAAGCUCCAGCAGCUGGUCACGGAGAACCCCGGGAAGUCCAUCUCGGUCUUCAUCAACCCGGACGACGUCACGCGGCCGCACUUCCGCAUCGACGACAAGUUCUUCUGAGACUGAGACCUCCUCCUCACCCGGUGCCCCGCCUCCUCUGAAACUUUAUCUUCUAACACGUUUCUUAUGUUUCUGCCACAGAGUGAAGUGCGGCGAUCGUCUAGUUGUGUCUGCCACAAUGUUUUUUAUGUUAUUUUUCUACUCCCCUCAAACUGUUUUCUACCUGCUGAAGGCCUUUAUAUGUGUGUG
This is a messenger RNA of Cyclopterus lumpus (lumpfish), 1933 nucleotides long. Its product is annotated as protein MB21D2. The record is from RefSeq and is a predicted model, not a curated record. NCBI's taxonomy places the organism in Eukaryota, Metazoa, Chordata, Actinopteri, Perciformes, Cyclopteridae. The transcript is spliced from 2 exons. The coding region runs from base 461 to 1744 and encodes 427 amino acids.